Cariama cristata (Red-legged seriema) is the source of this 604-nucleotide messenger RNA. RefSeq names its product rabphilin-3A-like. The record is from RefSeq and is a predicted model, not a curated record. Gene Ontology annotation, biological process: intracellular protein transport. The transcript has 5 exons. Gene Ontology annotation, molecular function: small GTPase binding. NCBI's taxonomy places the organism in Eukaryota, Metazoa, Chordata, Aves, Cariamiformes, Cariamidae. The annotation marks the transcript as partial.
AUGACCGACGCGGUGGUGGGCGGCAGCUCUGACCGGUGGAUGUGUCCCGGUGACAGGACCAUGUCUCUCCGGGCCAGGCUCCCCUCCGGCUGGGCAGCGCGGGGUGGGCAGCCCGACCGGCAGCGUAAGGGCGAGGAGCUGACGGACGAGGAGAAGGAGAUCAUCAACCGAGUCAUCGCCCGGGCUGAGAAGAUGGAGGAGAUGGAACAGGAGCGCAUCGGGCGACUCAUGACCCGACUGGAGGACAUGCGCCGGAGCGUGCUGGGGGACGGGGUGAACCGCUGCAUCCUUUGUGGGGAGCAGCUGGGACCGCGGGGAUCAGCCUGCGUCGUCUGCGAGGACUGCAAGAAGAACGUCUGCACCAAGUGUGGGGUGGAGACCACCAACAGCCGGCCCCAUGCCAUCUGGCUGUGCAAGAUCUGCAGCGAGCAGCGGGAGGUGUGGAAGCGUUCGGGCGCCUGGUUCUUCAAGGGUUUGCCCAAGCAAGUGCUGCCCCAGCCGAUGCCCGUCAGCAAGAACAAGGGACCCCAAGCCCCGAGUGAACCCAGCCUGUCUGAGCCACCCACCCAGGACCCAAAACUCCCCUCCCGUGCACCCACCCGAG